AUGUUAAAGUGGAUGAAAACGACGUUUUUGGUGUUGGCGAUCGCAUGUGCGAUCGGUCUACCUUCGACCACGGAUGGUGCUCGGAUUCUGGGCAUCUUUCCUACCUCUGCUCGUUCGCAUUACAUCGUUGGAUCGGCGCUGAUGAAGGAAUUGGCCCGACGUGGUCACCAGGUUACUGUUAUCAACCCGUUCCCGCAGAAGAAACCGCUGGAAAAUUACCGCGAUAUUGAUGUGUCCGUAGAAGAGGAUAUUAUAAAGGAAUUGAUACCCAACAUGUUCGACAUGGCCGACCAAAGCGUGUGGGAAGGCAUAACGAUGACGUACAAGUUCGGGCAUAUGAUAACAAAUUUCACGCUGCAGCAUCCGAACGUCAUCAAACUGAUCAACUCGAACGAACAGUUUGAUCUAGUAGUCCUGGAGAGUUUUCUGAACGAUGCACACUUAGGUUUUGUGCAUCGCUUCAAGGCGCCCUGUGUGGCCGUGUCGACCUUCGGUGCAUCCCGGUGGACAAACGAAAUGGUCGGUACGCCCUCGCCUACCUCCUACGUACCGCAUCCGUUCCUAAGCUUCACCGACCGGAUGUCGUUUGUCCAGCGUGUCGGUAACAUGUUGAUGACAAUACUUGACGCCGCUCUCGGGCAAAUCCUGGACUUCCCGGUACAGAGCGCGAUGUACGAGGCGGCGUUCCCCGGGCCGAAACCUCCACUGGAGCAUCUUCGGAAGCAUUCCGUGUCGCUGGUUCUGCUCAAUCAGCACCUCAGUCUCAGCUAUCCGCGCCCGUACGUGCCAAACAUGAUCGAGGUCGGUGGAAUGCACGUCAACCGCAAGCCAAAACCGCUACCCGAAGACAUCAAGUCGAUUCUGGACGGUUCGCCACAGGGUGUUAUCUACUUCUCGAUGGGCUCGAACAUCAAGAGCAGCCAGCUACCGGUGGAGAAACGGGAAGCAAUCCUGCGUGUGUUUGCCAAGCUGAAACAGACGGUCUUGUGGAAAUGGGAGGAUGAGACACUCCCUAAUCGACCGAAAAAUGUGAUCGUGAAGGCAUGGUGGCCGCAGGAUGACGUUCUGGCACACCCGAACGUACGGUUGUUUAUCACGCACGGCGGUCUGCUCAGCACAACUGAGGCGAUGUACCACGGCGUGCCGGUGAUCGGCAUUCCGGUAUUCGGUGAUCAAUAUCUAAACAUGGGUAAAGCGGAACGGACCGGCUACGGGAUACAAUUGCCGUAUCAAGAAAUCUCUGAGGAACGCCUAUCGAAAGCCAUCAACGAGAUUUUGAAUAAUGAAAAGUACAAAACCGUGGCCGGUACCAUUUCUGCGCGUUACCGUGAUCAGCCACAGAAUCCGUUGGAUUUGGCCGUCUUUUGGGUAGAGUACGUUAUUCGGCAUCGGGGUGCCGAACACCUGAAAUCGGCCGGCCAGGAGCUGGGCUUCCUGCAGUACCAUGGGAUCGAUGUACUGGCCACUAUCUUUGGUGGACCGCUAUUGUUCGCUUAUCUAUUGAUUAAACUGUUGUGUGGAGGGCGAUCGAAGAACGCAAAGGUGAAGACCUCUGCUGACUCCAAGAAGAAACGAAAUUAA
Messenger RNA from Anopheles coustani, 1581 nucleotides. RefSeq names its product UDP-glycosyltransferase UGT5-like. The record is from RefSeq and is a predicted model, not a curated record. Lineage: Eukaryota; Metazoa; Arthropoda; Insecta; Diptera; Culicidae. The transcript has 4 exons. Bases 1 to 1581 code for a protein of 526 amino acids. Gene Ontology annotation, molecular function: UDP-glycosyltransferase activity.